Messenger RNA from Naegleria lovaniensis, 2205 nucleotides. RefSeq lists its product as uncharacterized. The record is from RefSeq and is a predicted model, not a curated record. Gene Ontology annotation, biological process: exocytosis; Golgi to plasma membrane transport; intracellular protein localization. The coding region runs from base 1 to 2205 and encodes 734 amino acids. NCBI's taxonomy places the organism in Eukaryota, Heterolobosea, Eutetramitea, Acrasida, Naegleriidae. Gene Ontology annotation, cellular component: exocyst. The transcript is spliced from 6 exons.
AUGUCCAAAGAUAUUAUUGCUGAGAGUGUACAGGACGUAAAGGAAUUGUUCGCUGAAGGCGUUCAAGAUGUAAGAGGAAAAUUUGUGGGGGGUAUCAAUAUGAUGAACAAAGCUACAAACAUUCUCAAAAAGAAGAUUAAAUCAGAGGUCGGAAUUGCCAAAGAAGUAAACAGGAAAGUGAUCAGCAUAUUUACAGGACGAGAAAAAAAUUUGGAACACCCAUCAGCAAUUAAUUUCUCUGAUGAUGAUUUUGACCCUGAAGAAUAUACGGACACGUUGUUUUCAAGAACGGAACACAAGAACAUCGAAAUUAAUUGGCUCUCAGGUCUACAUAUGGAACAAACAAAAGCAAAGGAGAAGCUGAAACAGCUUGUUGCUGAAAAUUAUACUCAAUUUAUUGAGGCUUCAAGAGAGGUUUCCAAUUUUAUGGAUGUCGACUUGAUAGAAAUAGGUAAUUUGGUUAGCACAAUGAAAAACAUGCUGUCUCAAAUAGAAAGUGUUGACUUGUCCCUAGCGGGAAAGAAUUUAAAAUGUUCCUUUACAAGUAUAGAUUUUGAAAAUUUGAGAGAGGUGGAAGACUCUUUGCUUCCACAGCUAGAAUUACUUACUUCUCAACUAAUGUUCACUAAAGCUUAUGAACUGGUUCAGCUUAUUGAAAAGAAGUUAGAAUCCGAUGAAAGGCUAAUAACUGACCUUAGUUACAGAUUAACUCGUCAGCAUUUAACAAAAACUUUUCACAAAAAGAAGCACGAAUUGGGGAACAAAAUUGCUGAUGCUGUAGAGAAUGGUUAUUUCUCACAACAGGAUAUUGCUCUGUUGGAAGUUUUACUCGGUACAGAAACAGCAAUUACAACCUAUUUAGGAGGAAAGAACAUUUUGAUUACAGAGGUUUUACGUAAAACUGAAUGUAGCGGAAACAUAGAAGAUUAUACAACCAGAGCAUCCAAGCACAUCUUCAAAAUUAUCAGAAAAGUUUCCAAAGAAUUUAAGCAAUUGUUUAAAGAAGCAUCAAAUACGUCAUUCCUUAUAGAAUGGUCAUUUAUGGUCCUGGAUCAAUUCAUUUCUACAGUUAAAGUGCAAAUCCUUGGUCCUGCUGAUUUUGAAAUUGCUACAAAAUGUAUCAGCUCAAUCCUAAAACAAGGAGACUUGUUAGAAAAUAAGGGAAUGAUUGUAUCUUUUCAUUUGCAUAAAUUAUUGCUCCCAGAUGUAGAGCAGUUGAUGAGAAAGAGAUGUAUUGAAAUUAGAGAAGAAAUUUCGGCGAUAGCAUCUACUGAACUUUGGCAUCCUUUCACCAUUUCCUCUGAUGAGUUUAUAUGUACCCUUCCCGAACAAGUUUCAAAACUCAAAGUCGGCAAAAGUUGUGUUACAUUCUUUGAACGAUUGAAAUCCUUUCUUGCUCACUGCAGCAUAAUUGUAUCAUCAUAUUCUUUUGAUUUAGUUACUCUUUGCAUAUCAGACCUAUUUGAAACAAUUCUGUCGAAAUUAUAUACUGUUGGAGUUUCGAAGAGAACAAGUGAAAAACAAUUCUUCAUCAUUCUCUCUAGCGUUAAGUUUAUUUUGGGAGGAAUACUAGAAGAAAUAUCAGCCAUGGUUCAAUUGUUGUUCAACCAAAAUUCAUCGGUAGAAGUAACUGUGCUAAAAGAAAAAUUGCACGGAGUCGAUACAAAGCUGCUACGAAAAUAUUGUUCAGUUCUUGCACAGACUGUAGUGAAUGAUAAAAUUGGCUGGAAUUCAUUUUACAAGACGUCUCUAGAAAUUAAUACUGGCGGAAUAACUAAAAACUUUAAACAUGUUCUUCUUUAUUUCUCCAAGCUCGCCACAUAUAUCUCUAACAACUUUGAAGAAAACACCCUAGAAAUUAUGCGUAUGGUUGUAGCAUCAAUGGUUGAACAAAUAGUAGAUCCUGAAAGCAUGAUCGUACAUUGGAUUUCCGAAAUACCAGAAACAAGCGACAAAUGGGUGAAAGUUUUGAAUCAGUUCCUUUUGGACAUUACAUUCUUUAAGAAUGCAAUGAAGAAUUUAGAUUUUUUUGAAACACCAACUGAACAGCAAGUUUGUGCUUUUAUUGAUUCCUUGCGCAGCAAGUGCAACCAACCAGAGAAAAUAAUGAAUGACAAGGUAGUUCAAGAACAAGUGGAAGCUUCAAUCAAGGAUGAUGAACACCUUUCUCGUGCCAUUGCUAUUUGUAAAGACUUACACCACUAA